AUGGAUAAUAGGAAUCACCAUUACUGGAACGCUAAUCUUGAUAAUAAUGAUAAUGUUGAUGUUGAUGUUAAUGUUAAUGAUAAUGUUGAGGUUGAGGUUGAUGUUGAUGUUGAUGUUGAUGUUAAUGUUAAUGUUAAUGUUAAUGCUAGUGAUAACGUUGAUGUUAAUGAUAAUCAUAAUGUUGUUGUUGAUGAUAAUGUUGAUUUUCACACUUUUGAUAUAUUUGAUCCAAGAAAUUGGGAUGCUCUUGAAUCUAAUAUGAUAAAUAUUUUAGUGUUGAAAGAAAAAUUACUUUCAUUAGAUGAUAUAACCUUAAAGUCUUGUUGUAUGUCUCUUGAAACAUCACUCAAGAAAGAUGAACAAUCGAAUAUUGAUGGAAAUGACUUAUAUGUUGAAUUAAAAUUACUUUUACAUCUCUUGCCUAAGGAAAAACUUACAACAAUUGAUAUUCUAAAUUUUUUAAAACGUGUUGAUUGUUUUCCUAUUACAUCUAUUGCAUAUAGAAUUAUGUUGACUAUUCCUGUUACUGUUGCAUAUGCAGAACGAAGUUUUUCACAAUUGAAGAUUUUGAAGUCCUACUUAAGAUCUACAAUGACUCAAGAACGAUUUAAUGGAUUGGUUUUGAUGACGAUUAAGCGUAACAUGUUGGAUUAA
Molecule: messenger RNA, 654 nt
Organism: Lactuca sativa (garden lettuce)
Lineage: Eukaryota; Viridiplantae; Streptophyta; Magnoliopsida; Asterales; Asteraceae
Source: RefSeq, a predicted model, not a curated record